Messenger RNA from Aspergillus welwitschiae, 687 nucleotides. RefSeq lists its product as uncharacterized. The coding region runs from base 20 to 604 and encodes 194 amino acids. The record is from RefSeq and is a predicted model, not a curated record. NCBI's taxonomy places the organism in Eukaryota, Fungi, Ascomycota, Eurotiomycetes, Eurotiales, Aspergillaceae. The transcript has a single exon.
CCCAGGAUCGUCAUCAAGCAUGCGGCCAACACACCAAGCUCGCAUCGAAUCGGCGGAGAAGGCAUUGGAAGCCUACCGCCAGGAGCGCUACCAGGGUAGCGCCCGAGUCCGCCUGGAUUGUUUGAAGUUCGAAAAUGGCUUCGGCCGCUUGAUGGAUGACGGCCGAAAUGCCCUCCGACUGGAGCAGAUCCUCGAGAUACAAGGGUGCCUCCGUAUCAAUCGAGAGUACCAUGUGCCCGUCUUGGUCCAAGCCACGGACUGGGGCUCCCACAUCAGGCUAUUGCCGUGCGACACGGAGCCGUUUCCCGAGCUGAUCGUGCCCUUGAACACGUCGCUUCGCGCCUUAGGCCACGGGAAUGUUAUCGCCGCAGCGCGAAAAAAGCUCUACGGCGAGAACCGAUGGUGGGUGGUCGAUGUGUAUGUGGAGGAUCCCAGUAAGUUGUCUCUGAAGUCAUUCCGAGUCUCAGCGUGUGUGCUCCUCCCCGUUCACCUGCUAAGCAUAAGUCGCCAGAUGAGCAACCACAAAGACAAACUCUCCAUUCCCAUCUCGUCCGCUCGCUCCGGGAGCAUUUUCCAAACCAAAGCCGACCGCCGGACGGGUUGAUCUACGAAAGAAUUCGGUUCUAUCAAGGGAAGCUGGGCCACCCGCCGGACGAAAAUGCGGAGGCGGUAUGGUGGGCCAUCCUC